GUUUUUUUUUUUUUUUUUUUUAAUUUACUUUUGGACUUUUUCUUUCUUCCCGCUGGCUUUCAGCGAUGGCCUCGGAUUGCUUCAUGCUCCCGGUUGCAAAUUGGUUUGAGUUUCCACUUUAAACUGCAGUUGGGGUCGUGAGCGUCGAUUAUUUAGCUGGUAGAGUUGACACUUGGCUGUUGAAUGAGGGGAGAUGAAGAAAAAACUCUAGUCUGCAUCUGGAAAUCUUGCGUGGUUUUCUGUUUUCGGAGUUUUUCGCGGAUAGGUAGCUUGUCCGCUUUACGGCCGUCAGAGAUAUUAGGGUCUAUCUACACUCCCAACCUUUUAGAGACAAUGCACUCGGGACCUUGUUGAUUACGCAUUCCCCUUCUCAAGCUCCUCUAAGAAGCAAUCUUUCUUAAGGUCGACUGGUUGUGAAAAGCUAUCAAAUUGUCGUCAAUUUAGAGCUUCGAAAGGUAUUAUCGAGCAAUUCUCUCGCUACUAACAGACUUGCUGGCGAUGAAAAUGCUAAGAGCGUCAACGUUGAUAAACAUAGGCACACCUCUCUUGCAAUGACCAGUCUUUACGAGAGUUGAUAGUGAUUGGCAGGUUACAAAUGAUCUUUACGGAAUAAAGAAAAGGAACCCAUAACUCGUGUCAAGAGAUGCGUUGACCGAGCUGAAUAUCUGGCAGCCGCUUCGUUUUGGAUUGUGGUCGACACUUCACACCUCCAGGGAUCUCUAAAAAAAGGCAUUCAAUAGCUCUUGCGCUGUAAAGCUCCUUUUCGCGACUUUCAUCAUUGAGCAGUAAUCCACCACCGGGCACAAAAGUCGUUCACAGUCGGCUGAUCCGGUCGAUACGUGGGAUGAGAUUCUACACUGUUGUGUCAAGUCCUAGCUCCUGUCGUCUGUUUUGGUCAUUCUGUUUUUAGCAUUGCGAGUUAGGUCUCACGCUGCUUUUCUGUCCUUUGGGUCUUUUCCACGAACUUCCUUCUUCGUCCGUUCCCUCAUCUGAAGUAUCCCGAGAAACUCUCUUCUCUUCCUUUCUGGCCCUUCCCCAUACAUAGUUAGUCUCAAAAUGCUGUUGUCGGCAGUGAAGCUCCGGAGGCAACCACUCCAGCUGUCUUUAAGUUUGUGAUUCUCAUAUUGGGAGGAAGCUCUGCAAAGCUGCGAACGUAACUCAUCCCAAUCUUUUUGCUCCUGAGUUAUUCCGAGUUUCCACAGGUCCUCACCCUCAGCGCUCCCCUUCAUCUCAUUCACACACAGGGUGGGUGUUUCUUGUGCGUUUUACCACUGCGGUUUCAGUAGGUCUCGUCAACGUGGUCACCGUAUAGUCGGGGUGUCUCCAACAAUUUCAUCCUUGAUGAGGUGAAGAGAGACAAAUCCCUCACAUGGGGUCAAAAUCAUAUGAUUAAUCAUGAUGGUCGCUUCCGCUUGAGUGGGUCAUCUUGUCUGAUGUUUUUCAAGGUUUGCCGAAGCUCGACGGCGGAUGAUGAUGCUCACAGAGGGAGCGACAAGAGAAUCAUGCCAAGCUUACGGAAUCCCUUCCAAAAUCAAGCGCGGAAGGACUCAAAAGCCGUUAAUGCUGCCCCCCAAUCGAAAAAUGCAUCCUCUGCAGGCGCAAAUGUCACGAAGAAGACUUCCAAAAAGGUGACAACCCACAUUGGAAGGAUUGGUGCACGUAAAGACUUUCUUAAGGUGACUACACAAGGACUAGGAAGUGAAGGGUUUUACAGUAAUCCAGAGAGCCUGCCUUCGCUCGAGACAGCCUACAAAAAUUUUAAGCAGGUUUAUCCUAGGUUUUCGGAAACUGUAGCUGUGGAUCGGCUUCGGGAGCGUGAAUAUGGACAUUUGGCGGAGGGGGAGCAUGUAUGCUUCGAUUACAGCGGAUUUGGCCUUUUCUCACAUUGGCAGCAGGUUUUUCAACGGGGGAGCUCGUCGUUUAAUUUGGCUUACAUUUCUGCCAAUCUUCCAACUCAUGCCCUUUACGGCACAGCUGAAGAAGGCACGGUGGAAUCUUAUAUCAGAACACGGAUCAUGAAUUAUAUGAAUUUAAGCGAUUCAGAUUACAGCAUGGUGUUUACAGCCAGUCGAGUAACAGCAUACAAGCUUCUGGCCGAAUCCUACCCCUUUCACUUGAAUAAUAGACUGUUGACAGUCUACGAUUACGAGAGUGAUGCUGUUAGCUGCAUGGCCGAGACAGCAAAGGAGAAGGGUGCUAAAAUCAUGAAUGCAUCAUUCAAAUGGCCCAAUUUGAAAGUUUCUGCCGCUGAUUUGAAAUAUAAGCUGCAGGAUAAGAAAAAGAAGAAAGAUCAGACUGCGAAGGGACUGUUUGUAUUCCCCGUUCAGUCUAGAGUCACGGGGGCAAAAUACUCGUACCAAUGGAUGUCGCAAGCACAGGCAAACAAAUGGCAGGUUCUUUUGGAUGCCUCUGCUUUAGCUCCCAAGGAUAUGGAUUCACUUGCCCUCUCUCUUUUCCGCCCUGAAUUCAUAGUCACAUCCUUCUACAAGGUUUUUGGAGCCGACCCGACAGGCUUUGGGUGCUUGUUUAUAAAGAACUCUGUCAUUCAAGAUCUGCACAACUCAGAUCGUGCACGGGGUGUGGGGAUGGUUCGAAUUAUUCCGUCAGCGGUUUCGAAUGUAUCGCUUGCAAGAGGUGAAGGGCAGCAAGGAGAUCCAGAGCGCUUGCCAGACAUUUACGAGGCCGAUACAGAGCAAUACUUGGAUGCUUCUGAUUAUGUCGAUCCUGUGAGUGCUUUCUCCGGUCCAAUAUCUCAAUCUUACGUGAACAGCGUCAGAGAGAAGGCCAUACUGAAAAGGAUCACUGCUUCCGGUAGAGACAUGAACAUUGCAGGGUUUGAUGAUGCAUCUGCGCGAAGUUCUUUACCUUUUGAGAACGAAGAAGAAUGGGAUGAUCGUUUGCAUGGAGAAAGCCACAGUGGAGCGUGGAGUGUUAGAAAUGACGAGGAUUUUGUUACUCGAGGCGUUUUGCCAGGAAGAGAUCCUGGAAGUGGUGAAAUUGAGGAGGAACCCUCCGAGCCCAUCUUUCCGCUGACCCGGAGAGACCACAAGUCUGGAAGGCAGUUUGCGUCCAUUUCUAAAGAAAGUGAUGCUCUUUCCUCACAGGGUGUGGAAUGUUCUUCCAAUUCUGAUAGAAACUUACAUGAAGCAACUACGGAGGAUGAUGGAAGGGUUUUGAAGAAACUUGAUGUAGUCUUGUCUUCCAGGAGUGAUAACAACCGAUUCUUGAGUAGGAUACAAGAGGAGGAACCUGAUGAGAGUGUUUUUGUCUCCCAACCACAUGCAGAAGAUUCAACAGAAGCCCUUCGCCACAGGACUGGUGGUAAUGGGUCACAAACAUCUGGUAGUCCACUUUUUCACAGUCCUGAAUCUACUGACGGGUUCGAGGACAGACCCGAACAAAGCCUCCAAGAGUCUGAUCAGAAUCUGGAUACAGUUUUGCAUGAAAAUGAGGGUAACAGAGUUGGAGCAAGGUCAGAAGCCGAUAAACUAGAGUCGAGCAUAAUGUCGAGGGAUAACCAUGAUUAUGUCUUGAGAGAGGGGAGGGAUGUAGAUAGCUUUUUUGAAGAAGUGAGAAUACGAUCUGCUGAGCUUGAAGAUCUCAAUGGGUUAGACUAUUAUCUGAGUUCUGGUGGUGCAAAUGGGCGGCGUUUACAAUCAUGGAGCCCUGGGGAGGGUAGUAGCCAGUGGGAAGCUCAAUAUGCAAUGUCGGAGGAGGGAUCACCCAUGUACUUUAAUGAUGACAUUGGGAACAUGGGGUCAAGAAACGAUGAAAUGCUUGAUGAAGCAGGCCCUGUUAUAUGCAGUGGUUUAGACCAUGCGGACUCACAGGGCCUCAACAGAACUAAUCUUAGACUAAGGUUCUUAAUCAAUUGGCUUAUAAACGCUCUUCUAAAACUACGGCACCCGUCACAAAUGGAUACGCAGGGGACGAACUUGGUGCAUAUUUAUGGUCCAGAAGUGCACUUCGACAGAGGUCAAGCGGUGGCAUUUAAUCUAUUUGACUGGAAUGGAGUACCUGUCAAAGCAGAGCUCGUUCAGCGCUUGGCUGAUAGGAAUAACAUCUCCUUGGGUCUCGGUACCCUUUGCAACAUUGUCUACCCCGAAGGCUCCACCGACCUUGCUGGGUUAUGGUUGAACAAACCUGUCGAGAGUGGAAGCAACAAUGCAGCAGGCAAAGCAGACCCACCUCGAGUUUCAAACGCCAGCAAGCACGACCGUCCCUCAGAAAUUCCGGUUGUGACUGCAGCCCUUGGCUUUGUGUCUACUUUUGAGGAUGUGUACAGAUUAUGGGCCUUUGUGGCCAAAUUUUUGGAUGCUGAUUUUGUUAAGCGUGAGGAGUGGUUAUACCAUUCAAUCAACCAGGAGAUUCAUGUUAUUUAGAGGAUUAAUCAAUGUCUAGACACACGUUUACAUUAGGAUGAGGCGCUCAGUUGAAAUAACCAUGAUUAUUUCAUUGCUACUAUAUUUGUUGAUUGAGAUUUUCCUCUUCUUCAAGAUGUCCAGUGAUGCUUGCAUAUAUUAGUAAGAAUCAGCAUGCUGAUACUUACCGUGCA
Molecule: messenger RNA, 4555 nt
Organism: Physcomitrium patens
Lineage: Eukaryota; Viridiplantae; Streptophyta; Bryopsida; Funariales; Funariaceae
Source: RefSeq, a predicted model, not a curated record